CUCAUCGGCUCUUCUGGAUCAACAAUGGAGCAAUUUUCCAUCUUCCUCCUUUGCUUUAUCACUUUCUCUUUUCAUACAUUACUCACUACCAUGGCAGUGGACACCAUAUUCAUAAAUCAAACCAUUAGAGACGGUGAAACCAUUGUUUCAGCACGACAAUCCUUCGAGCUCGGGUUUUUCAGCCCCGGAAACACCUCAGAAAAUCGAUAUUUAGGCAUUUGGUACAAACGGCUCGCCACAGGCACCGUUGUCUGGGUUGCCAAUAGAGAAACUCCCAUCAGAAACAAAACCGGCGAGCUAACUCUCCAUCCCGACGGAGUUUUGGAGCUCCGUGACACCGCCACCGACAUAAUCGUUUGGUCGACAAACACAAAGGGAAGCGCUCAAAACCUGGUGGCGCGAUUAUUAGAUUCUGGGAAUCUUGUGGUCAUCGACAAUGACGAUGACAACCAACUGGAGAAUUACGUCUGGCAAAGUUUUGAUCAUCCCGGAGAUACAAUACUACCGGGAAUGAAGUUUGGAUGGAAUUUCGUAAGGGGUAUAGUGACAAACUUUACAUCGUGGAAGAACGCAGAUGAUCCUUCGAAAGGCCCUUUCAUGGCUUAUAUGAAUCUCAACGGACUCCCGCAAUUAUAUCAAAACAAUGGAGAUUCAAUCCAAAAUAGACUUGGAUCAUGGAAUGGUCAUGCGUUUACUGCCCGACCAGGGGUGACUCCCCCUUCAAUUUACACGAUCAAAUAUGUUUCAAAUGAACGAGAGAUUUACACCAAAUUCGAUUUUACUAACGACUCGGUUCUUAGUAGGUUGACUGUAACAUCAUCAGGCAUUACAGGUCGGUUCACUUGGGUCAACCGAACACAAGGAUGGUUUCUUUUUGCGCCAUUCAACGCAGAUACCUGUGAACGAUAUGCCUUGUGUGGCGUUUACGGAACUUGUGACAGCACAAAAUCAACAACUUGUGGAUGCCUGGAAGGGUUCGAACCAAAAAGUCAAACCCAAUGGGAUAUUUCUGAUUGGACGAGCGGUUGUCAAAGGGAAGUGGCGUUGGAUUGCGGUGUUAGGGAAGGAUUUCGAAAGUAUCAAUUCAUGAAAUUACCAGACACCAGGCGGUCAUGGUACGAUACUAACAUGACCCUCGAGCAAUGCAACACCAAGUGUAGAAACGAGUGUAACUGUACAGCUUAUGCAACUUUGAACGUUGAAUAUGGCACAGGGUGUUUGUUAUGGUACGACGAAUUGAUCGAUAUGAAAGCGAUUCCGAGAGAUGGACAAGACAUAUAUAUACGAAUGGCUGCUUCAGAAUUAGGUCGUGCUUUUGUAGAGAGGCUUCCUCCAAUUGCUCAUAAAGAUGUUCAAGACCUACCAUUGUUCAGUUUGUCGACGUUGGUUGUGGCAACCAACAACUUCUCAUUCAAAAACAAACUAGGUCAAGGUGGUUUUGGACCGGUUUACAAGGGAAUACUCAAGGACGGACAAGAGGUUGCAGUGAAGCGGCUCUCUGAGAGUUCCUCACAAGGAGUUGAGGAGUUCAAGAACGAAGUUAUCUUCAUUUCCAGGCUUCAGCAUCGAAAUCUUGUCAAGAUUCUUGGAUAUUGUUUUGAAGGUCGAGAAAAGAUGUUGAUCUACGAGUAUAUGCCUAACAAAGGCCUCGACUUAUUUCUAUUUAAUAAAAACAAAAGUAAAACACUAGACUGGUUACAACGGUGCCAUAUCAUCAAUGGGAUCGCACGGGGUCUACUUUAUCUUCAUGAAGAUUCUCGACUUCGAAUCAUCCAUAGAGACCUCAAGGCCGCCAACAUUUUGCUUGAUUAUGAUAUGAACCCUAAGAUAUCAGAUUUUGGCCUUGCAAGAAGUUUCGGAGGAAAUGAGACCACAACAAACACUAAUAGAGUGGUUGGGACAUAUGGAUAUAUGUCUCCAGAGUAUGCAGGGAAUGGGAUUUUCUCAGUAAAAUCAGACGUAUUCAGCUUCGGUGUUCUGAUGUUAGAGAUCGUGAGUGGAAUCCAAAAUAGAUGCAACCUUCUUGGACAUGCAUGGAGACUACAUAAUGAAGGGAAGGCUUUGGAAUUGGUUGAUUCAUCUUUGAUCGAGUCAGAUGAUACCUCCAAAAUGUUGCGAUCAAUCCAAGUAGGCUUACUAUGUGUUCAAAACAACCUAGAAGAUAGACCAAACAUGUCUACAGUGGUUAUGAUGUUGAGUAGUGAGGGUCAAUUACCAGAACCAAAGCAUCCUGGUUUCUAUAGAGAAGUUGGUUAUGAGAUUGAGAAUUCAAGUGACAUACAAACACAAAACUCAUACAACAACGUUACAAUCACACAUUUGAUAGCUAGAUAAGUAAUUUCUUUUAUAACAUUUGCCAAGUUACUUUAAAACAAAUGGCUAAAUGCAAGAUAGGUAUGUGGAAAAUAUAAAUAGAUUCAUUUUUUAUAUUUCUUAACUAAUAGCAAAAAAAAUCACACAGCUCUCUCUCUCUCUCUCUCUCUCAACACGGCUCUCUCUGACAAAGGACCAAUGACCAGCAGUAUACGGUUAUCAGUAGAUCCCAACUUCCUUAAAGGUCUAAAGGUUGAAGAUUCACAAAGGUGAGAAAUGUGCGUGUGAGUUUUGUCGUAUCUAAAUAUUAUAUACUUCAAAAAAUCACAGUUCUCCCUCAUACACAUUUACAACCGGCUCUUCUUCAGGUCUUCUGUUUAUGAUUCCGGUUGAGAGUAUGAUUUAGCUCUCAAUAUUAUUUUGCUGUACUUUUGUGUUAUAAUGUUGUAAAUAUUUCGAGUUUGUAAAAUAGUUCAUUAUAAACCAGGUUUAUUUAUGGUUUGAUUUAUCAUUGAAUAUUGUGAAAUCUUGGCAUGAUAUAAGAGCUUUGGAUCUGCGAUGGGUUUUUCGUUGUUUGAUCUGGUUCAUAAGGUUAAGGUUUCAAUUUCUAAUCAUCGUAUUCCAGAAUGAUGUCUAAGUGUAAGGUUUUUCCAGCCCUAAAUCUCGAGUCACCUAGUAUCUUGUUCUUUCUUGGCUCAUUGAGUGUUAAUUUUCUGUCUUAACCAUGCUCUAUUCAUGUUGUGAUUGUGGUAUAUCUAGUAUUCUCUAUUCUCCAUAUUUUAGUACAUUGUUGUUCUUUAAUUUCUCAUUGAUCUUAUUAAGGUGUGGUUCAUUGUUGUUCAAAUUUCCAGAUCUGUAAGUUCAAUGAUUAAAAUAAAAAGAGAAAGAAAACGCAGUUGAUCUAUACACUCUUAUUAUUUGA
Messenger RNA from Cynara cardunculus var. scolymus (artichoke), 3235 nucleotides. Its product is annotated as G-type lectin S-receptor-like serine/threonine-protein kinase At4g27290. Bases 25 to 2334 code for a protein of 769 amino acids. The transcript is spliced from 6 exons. Lineage: Eukaryota; Viridiplantae; Streptophyta; Magnoliopsida; Asterales; Asteraceae. The record is from RefSeq and is a predicted model, not a curated record. Gene Ontology annotation, biological process: recognition of pollen; protein phosphorylation. Gene Ontology annotation, molecular function: protein serine/threonine kinase activity; ATP binding.